This is a messenger RNA of Drepanopeziza brunnea f. sp. 'multigermtubi' MB_m1, 1050 nucleotides long. NCBI's taxonomy places the organism in Eukaryota, Fungi, Ascomycota, Leotiomycetes, Helotiales, Drepanopezizaceae. The record is from RefSeq and is a predicted model, not a curated record.
AUGAUCGCCAUCGGCCUCGAGGGCAGCGCCAACAAACUCGGAGUCGGAGUCAUCUCCCAUCUUCCCAACGGCAAGCCGGCCCAGAUUCUGUCCAAUAUUCGGCAUACAUUUAACGCCCCGCCUGGCGAGGGCUUCCUCCCCAAAGACACUGCAAAACACCAUCGAUCAUGGUUUGUCAAGCUGGUCAAGCAGGCUAUGAGCCAGGCCGGGGUAACUAUCCAGCAGCUUGAUUGCAUUUGCUACACCAAAGGCCCGGGUAUGGGCGCUCCGCUUCAAAGCGUAGCGGUCGCGGCGCGCAUGCUUUCCUUGUUAUGGGGGAAGGAACUCAUUGGUGUCAACCACUGUGUAGGCCACAUCGAGAUGGGCCGCGAGAUCACAGGGGCUCAGAAUCCCGUCGUUCUUUACGUCAGCGGGGGAAAUACUCAGGUUAUUGCCUACGCAGAGCAGCGGUAUCGAAUCUUUGGAGAGGCACUUGAUAUUGCAGUUGGAAAUUGCCUGGACCGGUUCGCACGUACCCUUGCGAUCAGCAACGAUCCCGCUCCUGGAUACAACAUCGAGCAAUUGGCGAAGAAUGGCAAGGUACUUCUGGACAUACCGUAUCUAGUCAAAGGAAUGGAUUGCUCCUUUUCCGGCAUCCUGUCUCACAUCGAUAUACUGGCCGCAGAGCUCAAGGCAAAUUCGGAUCAACGAGAUCCUGUUACUGGCGAGCGAAUAACCACCGCGGAUCUGUGCUUCAGUCUGCAAGAGACUAUCUACGCGAUGCUGGUGGAGAUCACAGAGAGAGCAAUGGCACAUGUAGGAAGCAACGAGGUGCUGAUUGUUGGAGGUGUGGGUUGCAACGAACGACUGCAAGAAAUGAUGGGUUCGAUGGCAAAGGACAGGGGAGGCAGCGUUUUCGCCACGGAUGAGCGUUUCUGUAUAGACAAUGGGAUCAUGAUCGCCCACGCUGGUCUGGUGGCUUACGAGACCGGGUUCAGAACUGCGCUCAACGACAGUACCGUCACCCAGCGGUUCAGGACCGAUGAGGUCCUCAUCGAUUGGAGGGACUGA